Penicilliopsis zonata CBS 506.65 is the source of this 471-nucleotide messenger RNA. RefSeq lists its product as hypothetical. NCBI's taxonomy places the organism in Eukaryota, Fungi, Ascomycota, Eurotiomycetes, Eurotiales, Aspergillaceae. The coding region runs from base 1 to 471 and encodes 156 amino acids. The record is from RefSeq and is a predicted model, not a curated record. The transcript is spliced from 2 exons.
AUGGCGUGCCUCCUUCGUUCCUACAGGCCGGACGUUGAUCUGCUACUACAAUACGUCCACACGCAGCUAGACCGGGCAAUUGUGUCGGCACUCAUUGAAGCUGCCCUUCGAACCCUGCCCCCUGACACUACGCCAGAAGGCAAAGCCGAGAGCAAGAUAAGAAUGCAGAAGAAAAGGCAGGAGGCGGAGGUUGCUGAGGCCUUGUUCAUCGAUCGUGUCCGAGCGUCUGGCUGUCUGUUUCUCACACAAGCCGAACAGAAAGCAGUGCAACUGCGUCUAACGCCUGAUGUUCGGUUCCUGGAGCCAGUAUCAAUUGAUGGACAUUUGUGCCACUGGCUGGAAUACAAGAACUUCUUUGGCUUCCGAGCUAACCCCUUCGUUGCGUCCAAAGUCAAGAAGCAAUUGAAGAAUUACGCUUCCACCCUGGGGCCCGGUGCUGUGGUCACCGAUCUCGUUCAAGCCGAUCAGUGA